AUGGCCAUUGAGCAGGAGAACUUGACUCUCCAAGAACACGAAUCGGCUGAGAGGGAUUUCCAAAGAAAGGGAAAGGCAACUGCGGGGAGCAGUAAAGCAUCUGGGAAUCGAGGUGGAUUCUGGAAAAGACAGAGGACUAAUCAGCAGGCACCAGCUAGGGCUGCAGCUGCACCUGCUAGGGUUGCACCUAAUAGGCCAGUGGUGAACCCGAAGUGUUUCAAUUGCAAUGAGAUGGGCCAUGUUGCUCGAGAUUGCACGAAACCUAAGAACUUGGCAUGCUUCACAUGUGGCCAGACGGGGCACUUCUCAAGGGAUUGUACCCAGCAGCGUAGGGGACAAGGGAAUCAGCAGAGGCAUCUACCUCCGGGAAAUGCUAGGGUGUUUGCUAUUGGUUUAACUCCUAGGCCUCUUGCUAGAUCCUUGUGUGUUAUUUCCCCACUUGGUGUUUCCCUUGAGCUUGAUAAGUUUUGUGAUGCUUGUCCAAUUGUGAUUGGUGGUAAGGAGUUUACCGCGGCCUUGAUUGUGUUAGCAGAUCAUAAGUCAGAUACUGCUUUAAGGGCAGGAUUCUUAGCUCAUGUGGAGUCAGUGAGUUGUACGGCGGUUAUGGCAGAGAUUUCUGUGGUUUCCGAGUACAGUGAUGUAUUUCAGGAGAUACCAGGAUUACCUCCGAGGAGGGAAGUGGAUUUUGCUAUUGAUGUGAUACCAGGUACUGCACCUCUGAGGUUGUGUGUGGAUUAUCGGCAGUUGAACAAGGUGACGAUUAAGAAUAGGUACCCUUUACCUAGGAUUGAUGACUUGUUCGACCAGCUUAAGGAAGCUGCUGUAUUCUCGAAGAUUGAUUUGAGAUCCGGAUAUCACCAGUUGAGGGUGAAAGAUGAUGAUGUUCCUAAGACUGCUUUUAGGACUAGGUAUGGACACUUUGAGUUUGUUGUCAUGCCUUUUGGUUUAACCAAUGCACCUGCAGCCUUUAUGGACUUGAUGAACCGUAUGUUCAGUCCGUACAUGGAUAAGUUUGUGGUAGUGUUCGUGGAUGAUAUUUUGGUUUAUUCCAAGACGUUGGAGGACCAUGAUAAGCAUCUGCGGAUUGUGCUACAACUUUUGAGAGAAAAGGAAUUGUUUGCGAAAUUCGAGAAGUGCGAAGAGUGGCUUAUGUUGGAGACUGCAUCUGAGUUUGACCUUGUGCAAGUAGGAAUUGAAAAUGGGAGUUUCCUUGGAAGUAUCACGGUACAGCCUGCCCUGAUUUCCAGGAACAUUCAAGGUCAGACAGAGGAUGAGUUCUCAAGUGCGAAGUUGGUAGAGUUAUGCAGAUUUGAGAAGGAGACAUGUUGA
Messenger RNA from Rosa chinensis, 1329 nucleotides. RefSeq lists its product as uncharacterized. The record is from RefSeq and is a predicted model, not a curated record. Bases 1 to 1329 code for a protein of 442 amino acids. Gene Ontology annotation, molecular function: zinc ion binding; nucleic acid binding. Lineage: Eukaryota; Viridiplantae; Streptophyta; Magnoliopsida; Rosales; Rosaceae. The transcript has 5 exons.